Messenger RNA from Aptenodytes forsteri (emperor penguin), 2413 nucleotides. It is a transcript of the gene SELENOO, whose product is annotated as selenoprotein O. The transcript has 9 exons. The annotation marks the transcript as partial. The record is from RefSeq and is a predicted model, not a curated record. Lineage: Eukaryota; Metazoa; Chordata; Aves; Sphenisciformes; Spheniscidae.
CUGGCGGGCUCGGAGCCGGCGGCGCACUGCUACUGCGGCCACCAGUUCGGCAGCUUCGCGGGGCAGCUGGGCGACGGCGCCGCCAUGUACCUGGGCGAGGUGCUGGGCCCGCGGGGCGAGCGCUGGGAGAUCCAGCUGAAGGGCGCCGGCCUCACCCCCUUCUCCCGGCAAGCUGAUGGUCGGAAAGUCCUGCGGUCAAGCAUACGGGAGUUCCUGUGCAGCGAGGCUAUGUUUCACCUAGGAAUACCAACAACGAGGGCUGGAACGUGUGUGACAUCUGACUCAAAAGUCGUCCGUGACAUAUUUUAUGAUGGGAAUCCAAAAAGUGAAAGGUGUACAGUUGUUCUGAGAAUAGCUUCUACGUUUAUAAGAUUUGGUUCUUUUGAAAUUUUUAAACCUACUGAUGAAUACACAGGACGCAAGGGUCCCAGUGUUAACCGAAAUGAUAUUCGAAUACAGAUGCUUGAUUAUGUGAUCAGCACUUUCUAUCCAGAAAUCCAGGAGGCUUAUUCAGACAACAGUAUUCAGAGGAAUGCUGCUUUCUUCAAAGAGAUAACAAAACGGACAGCGAGACUGGUUGCUGAAUGGCAAUGUGUGGGGUUUUGCCACGGUGUGCUGAAUACGGAUAAUAUGAGCAUAGUUGGACUAACCAUUGACUACGGCCCUUUUGGAUUUAUGGACAGAUAUGACCCUGAGCACAUUUGCAAUGGUUCUGAUAAUACAGGGCGCUAUGCUUACAACAAACAGCCAGAGAUUUGCAAGUGGAACCUGGGGAAGCUUGCUGAAGCUCUGGUUCCAGAGCUGCCCUUGGAAAUAAGUGAACUCAUCCUGGAAGAGGAAUAUGAUGCAGAAUUUGAGAAACAUUAUUUACAGAAGAUGAGGAAGAAAUUAGGCCUAAUCCAGCUGGAAUUAGAGGAAGAUAGUAAGCUGGUGUCUGAACUCCUUGAAACCAUGCAUCUCACAGGUGGAGACUUCACAAAUACUUUCUAUUUGCUGAGUUCAUUCUCAAUAGACUCUGAUCCUUCAAAAUUGGAAGAUUUCUUAGAAAAGCUUACAAGUCAGUGUGCUUCUGUGGAAGAACUGAAAGUUGCUUUCAAACCGCAGAUGGAUCCAAGACAACUGUCAAUGAUGCUAAUGUUGGCUCAGUCUAAUCCUCAGCUGUUUGCAUUAAUUGGAACAAAAGCUAAUAUAAAUAAAGAAUUGGAACGCAUCGAGCAAUUCUCUAAACUGCAGCAGUUAACAGCAGCUGAUUUACUCAGCAGAAAUAAAAGACAGUGGAAAGAAUGGCUGGAGAAAUACAGAGCCCGUUUGCAAAAAGAAAUAGAAAGUAUUAGUGAUGCUGAUACCUGGAAUACUGAUCGUGUGAAGGUCAUGAAUUCAAACAAUCCAAAAUAUAUCUUGAGAAAUUAUAUCGCCCAGAAUGCCAUAGAAGCAGCUGAAAAUGGGGAUUUCUCAGAGGUGAGAAAUGUCCUGAAACUCUUGGAGAAUCCAUUCCAAGAAGCAGAAGACUUCAGGGAGGUACAGGAAGAUGCGGAAGAGGAGGGGGCAACUGCUACAGCAGCUGCUUGUGCUCAAGAGACCAGAAGCAGACUACCAUAUUGCAGUAAACCUCCGCUGUGGGCUUCGGAGCUCUGUGUUACAUGAUCUUCAUAACUGCCUUGUUUUAUUUUUUGCUGUGAACUGAAGACUCUGAUCCUCCUUCAGCAGUGAAGAAUUCAGCAAGGCAAAUAUCAAAGUGCUAUUAAGUUAUUGAAACAACCCUACAUUUGGAUGCAUCUGCAACAGUCUUCAGCUGUGCUUAAUUUGAAGCAAUCGUGGAUCAUUGGAACAAACCAAUGGCAAUCAACAGUCUGUAUACAUCAGUAAUUUAAAUGUUUUAAGACUGAAAGUCUUUCCUUUAUUCAUACUGCAUUGCAAGUAGAAAGCAGUAUUUUAUGUUGAGGCAGGCUGAAUUUCGAACAUCCAAAUGGAGUUGUUGUUAUGUGAAGACAAAAAUAGCAAGUCAGGAAUCUGAUCUGUUUUUGUCUGAUGUCUUAACUAAUAGUACUUCUAACAUCUAUUUACUGCUUUCUCUAUGCAGGGACUUUUAGUUCUCUUUAAUGGAGGAAUAGAUUGUGUUGCUUGUUUUUAAGCUAUGUUUCAUUUAAUUAAGUUGUUCAUUUCUUGUGAACCUUCAGAUUGAUAUUUACCUAUUUUUAGAGAAUUUGUGCAGGCUAGGGUUUGGGGGGAGCAAUUGAAUGUGGUGGGGGGUUUGGUUUUGAUUUUUUUUUUUAAUACAAUAAGAGUAGAAUUAAGGGAGACUAUAUAUAUUUGCACUUGAAAAUCAUGGUGGUAAAGUUUCUUCAGGUUCAGUAUGUUUGCAUACAACACAGGUAAAUAUUUACUAAAAUCAUGGGUGCAGUUUGUAAAUGAA